CGAGGCAGCAGCAAGCCAGCAACCGAUAGAGAGACAGCGAGAAAUGGCGUGCCACUUCGCCGCGCUCCUGCACCCACCGCCACCGGCUGCCGCGCGCGCGCCAACCUCCUCGCCCUGGGCGGGCUCCCGCCGCUCCUCCCCGUGGGACGGCGCCGCGCGGGCACUCCGGUUUCGCCUGCGGUCGCCCGCCCCGCGCGCCGCGAGGGUCGUCUUCUCCCCGCGCUGCUCUUCUUCCUACCCCGCCGCAGGGGAGUCGCCCGCGGAGGCGCUACGGAGGGUGCUGGAGACCCCCGGCGCCCACCAGGCCCCCGCGUGCUACGACGCGCUCAGCGCCCGCCUCGUGGGGCGCGCGGGGUUCAAGGUCUGCUUCACGAGCGGUUUCUCGAUAUCUGCUGCACGCCUUGGAUUGCCAGAUGUAGGUCUCAUCUCCUAUGGGGAAAUGAUAGAUCAAGGGCGUCUGAUCACCGAAGCAGCAUCAAUCCCAGUGAUUGGUGAUGCUGAUAAUGGUUAUGGAAACUGUAUGAAUGUCAAGAGAACAGUAAAAGGAUUUAUUAAAGCUGGUUUUGCUGGAAUUAUUCUUGAAGAUCAGGUGUCACCGAAAGCAUGCGGGCAUACACAAGGAAGGAAAGUUGUCUCAAGGGAGGAAGCAAUUAUGCACAUAAAAGCUGCUGUAGAUGCCAGGAAAGAGAGUGGCUCUGACAUUGUUAUUGUGGCAAGGACAGAUUCUCGUCAAGCUUUGUCUCUUGAUGAAGCAUUAUGGAGAGUGCGUGCUUUUGCUGAUGCUGGAGCAGAUGUUCUGUUUAUUGAUGCCCUUGCUUCAAGAGAAGAGAUGAAGGCAUUUUGUGCAGUAUCACCUGGAGUUCCAAAAAUGGCUAACAUGUUAGAAGGUGGUGGUAAAACUCCUAUAUUGAGCCCUGCUGAACUUGAAGAAACUGGCUAUAAGCUCAUAGCCUACCCAUUAUCUCUGAUUGGGGUAUCAAUGCGUGCAAUGGAGGAUGCUCUUAUUGCUAUAAAAGGUGGUCGCAUACCUCCUCCUGGCAGUCUACCAUCAUUUGAGGAGAUCAAAGAUACCCUGGGGUUUAACAGCUACUAUGAAGAAGAAAAACAAUAUGUCGUGGCACCAGCCCAGUCAUCAUCAUACUGGAGUGGUUACUACGAUAAUACAAGUGAAGCAAGCAGUCCAGGAGAUGCCAAAUCAAGAACUGAAACACCGCAAGAGCCUGUCAUUGACAUAUUGCCUCAGCUAUAUGAUCUUGGUCCCACCGGAGGCAGAGGCCCUUCGACAGGGAUGUGGUCUCGAACACUUCGGUUAAGGAUUACAGGAAGAGACGGAGUUCAGAAAAUUGAUGCUAGGAUACCUGCUGGAUUCUUGGAAGGCAUGACAAAAAUUAUUCCAGGUUUGGCUGGAGCUAAUAUCAUGGAAAGGCUUCGGAAUGCACCUAUUGAUACAGAAAGCCCCCAGAACGGUCAGAUACUGCUCGAUUUUGAGGAUGCUAUGGGGGAUAGGAUCCAGGUGUUCAUUGAGUGAGCAUGCAUUUUUUUUUUCCGUUUGCUAGCACGCUGCAAAAUCCAAACGCAUGGACCUUCAAAGAAGCACCAGGCUUCUUGAUGCUGUGCAUACCAGUGAGCCAGCAAAUCCAACAUUGAUCGUGUGACAUGAAGUCAUGAACCGAUGGUUUCCUA
This is a messenger RNA of Oryza brachyantha (malo sina), 1683 nucleotides long. Its product is annotated as 2,3-dimethylmalate lyase-like. Gene Ontology annotation, molecular function: catalytic activity. The transcript has 8 exons. Bases 44 to 1528 code for a protein of 494 amino acids. NCBI's taxonomy places the organism in Eukaryota, Viridiplantae, Streptophyta, Magnoliopsida, Poales, Poaceae. The record is from RefSeq and is a predicted model, not a curated record.